Messenger RNA from Talaromyces proteolyticus, 1404 nucleotides. Its product is annotated as asparaginase family protein. Bases 1 to 1404 code for a protein of 467 amino acids. NCBI's taxonomy places the organism in Eukaryota, Fungi, Ascomycota, Eurotiomycetes, Eurotiales, Trichocomaceae. The record is from RefSeq and is a predicted model, not a curated record. Gene Ontology annotation, biological process: protein maturation. The transcript has 5 exons. Gene Ontology annotation, molecular function: threonine-type endopeptidase activity.
AUGUCGCCUCGUGGAAGGAAUGGAGGUGAUAUCUGCGCCAUAUACGUGCAUGCAGGCGCAGGGUUCCACAGUUAUCAAAACGAACGGCUGCACCUGGAUGCCUGCAACGAUGCAGCAAAAGUCGCCAUGACUUUGCUAAAAAACGGUGGCUCUGCCCUCGACGCAGUCGAGGCGGCUCUCAGAUUGAUGGAAGAUCGAGAGAUCACCAACGCCGGAUAUGGCAGUAACCUCACCGCUGAAGGCACUGUUGAGUGCGAUGCCACGAUAGUGGAUCAUCAUGGUCGCAGUGGAGCUGUCGGUGCCUGUUCUUUUGUCAAGAACCCGAUUUCUGUUGCUCGUCUUCUCCUCAACUGUCAAAAUAAACCGCUUCCUCUGCAACGAGUACCCCCGAAUUUUCUAGUUGGCCAGGGCGCUACAGAUUUUGCUUAUGACCAUGGCCUGUCAAUUGUGCCGGGAGACUAUCUUGUAUCUCCAACAGCUAAAACACGGUGGUUACGAUGGCAACAUGAACUUGAAGAAAGCCGCAAACAAGAGCUAGAAGGCGUAACCCAAGAAAACUCCGUUUUCCCUCACAUCUCUGCAACGGUAGAUCCUGCUGUUCUCAUGACUCCUCCUUCUAGCCUCAACGACGACAACCCUCAUAAAGCCAAUACUACCCCUCUCACCAAUAUCGACCUCGUUCAACGCGAAACAAGACUAAAUACCGGUGAUGGCGAAACCAAGUAUCUAGAUCAUGGCCGUCUUUCUAGUCUCGAAAGGAAAAGCCCUCUCGGCAGAUCACUCUCUGACAAUGACCAAUACACCGAUUUUAUCGAACCUCCUAGAAAUGAGGGAGAUGAGGACGGUAUUACUGACACAAUUGGUGCCAUUGCUAUUGAUUGCUACGGCAACGUUGCAGCCGGGUCGUCAUCUGGUGGAAUUGGAAUGAAACACCGCGGACGAAUUGGACCAGCAGCCUUGAUUGGAAUUGGCACAGCGGUGAUUCCUGUGGAUCCUCUUGACCCUGAGCAGACCAGUGUAGCCGCAGUCACAUCUGGCACAGGUGAACAUAUCGGCACCACAUUGGCAGCAAGCACCUGUGCAACUCGGAUCUACUACAGCGAUCGCGAGGACGAAAAUGGGAUGACUGAAAACGUAACGGAGGAGGAAGCCAUCAAAUCCAUGGUUGACAAAGAUUUCAUGGAACACCCGGGCGUGAAACACAGCCAUUGUGAGGCUGCGAUUGGGGUCAUGGCUGUAAAGAAGAUGAAGGAGGGUCUAUAUUUGUUCUUCUGCCACAAUACAGAUUCAUUCGCGUUGGCAUCUAUGACUUCGGAAGAUAAAAUGCCUCGCUGUGUGAUGUCCCGGCGCCCUCGGCAAGGUACCACAGCGCAGGGAGGACGGUUCUCGAGAUAUCGUCGGUAA